This is a messenger RNA of Phlebotomus argentipes, 1072 nucleotides long. It is a transcript of the gene Ubc6, whose product is annotated as ubiquitin-conjugating enzyme E2-17 kDa. Gene Ontology annotation, biological process: proteasome-mediated ubiquitin-dependent protein catabolic process; DNA repair; protein polyubiquitination. Gene Ontology annotation, cellular component: HULC complex. Gene Ontology annotation, molecular function: ubiquitin conjugating enzyme activity. The record is from RefSeq and is a predicted model, not a curated record. Bases 235 to 690 code for a protein of 151 amino acids. Lineage: Eukaryota; Metazoa; Arthropoda; Insecta; Diptera; Psychodidae. The transcript is spliced from 3 exons.
CACGCCUGGCAGUCCAUUUUUGAACGUUCAUCGGGCAAUACUAACUGGGGAGGCAGGAAAAAGUGGCUGAUUGUGUGUGAAAGUUGCGGAAAUUCCGUGAAAAUCUUAGAGUGUGACUGAUUUCAGUAGGCGGAGGUGAAUCUUGAGAUAUCCUGGGACAUUCUGUGCGUGUUGGUCUGGGCGAAAAAGUACUACAAAGUGUGAUAGUGAGGCUCUGAAAAAUCCACGGUAGCGAUGUCAACUCCAGCCCGUCGACGACUCAUGAGAGAUUUUAAAAGACUCCAGGAAGAUCCCCCGACUGGAGUGUCCGGAGCGCCCACGGACAACAACAUCAUGAUCUGGAAUGCUGUGAUAUUCGGACCACAUGACACACCCUUUGAAGACGGCACGUUCAAGCUCACGAUAGAGUUCACAGAGGAGUACCCGAACAAGCCGCCCACUGUACGCUUUGUCUCCAAAAUGUUCCACCCAAAUGUCUACGCCGACGGGGGCAUCUGCCUGGACAUCUUGCAGAACAGAUGGAGCCCGACGUACGACGUGUCGGCCAUUCUCACUUCAAUACAGUCACUGCUUAGUGAUCCCAAUCCAAAUUCUCCGGCCAACUCAAUGGCAGCGCAGCUCUACAAAGAGAAUCGACGGGAGUACGAGAAGCGAGUGAAAGCUUGUGUAGAACAGAGCUUUAUCGAUUAGUCAUCGUCUGCAGAAGUCUCUAUAAUUCUCUGGUGGUUUUGCGUGGCUCACGGCGGAGGAUUUCGAGGCGCGUGCGGAGUCAGCUGGACUGGAGGUGUUUCGUUAAAUUAUGUAAUAAAAUGAUCCCUGCUUCCCCCAAAGUCCCUUCUGUUUUGUCCCCCAUGAUAUCUGUUGUCUCAGUAUCCCUACGAAGUGGAAAGUAAUAAAACAUUUAGAGUAAUCGCAACUCUUCUGGUCUACUGAUCGAAUGGAUGUCAUAAUAGAAUUUCUUGAUAACUCCUAGAGCAUUAUACAAGAUGAAUAUUAUAAUGGAAGGAUAAAAUAUUAAAUUAACUUUUAGAGUCGUGAAGAAUUGGAAAAUAAAGUAAAAUUACAAAAUAAA